CAAAGAAGUAGUAAGUAGGCCCAGUUCUUGCAAUCUACCGACCGUCUUUUGUUUAUCCAGUUUGUUAUCUCGUUGCUCCGAUUACAUUUUUUAGAAUGGCUGACACAGUCAAGUCUGUCGCUGUGCAGGACAUCCGCUUCCCUACUUCCCUGGAGAGUGAUGGAUCUGAUGCUAUGAACAAAGCCCCUGAUUAUUCCUGUCCUUAUGUGACGAUCACAACUGAGUCUGGCUUGCAAGGCUUUGGCAUAUCAUUCACAGUUGGGAGAGGAAACGACAUAGUGUGCAAGGCCAUCGAACUUCUCAGCCACUUGGUCGUCGGUCGUGACAUCAAUGCAAUACUGAAAGACUUUGCUUCCUUCUGGCGAUCUCUUACAAGCGAGGAUCAGAUUAGAUGGCUGGGACCCGAGAAAGGUGUGAUGCACAUGGCUGUGGCCGGGAUUGCUAACGCAGUGUGGGAUUUGUGGGCCCGAAAGGAAAACAAGCCUCUUUGGAAACUGUUGGUUGAUAUGGAACCAGACCAGCUUGUAUCAACAAUAGACUUCCGCUACAUAACUGAUGCCUUGACCAAAGAGGAAGCUCUAGACAUCUUGAAGAGCAUGCAGACUGGCAAAGCUAAAAGAGAGCAAGAGCUAGCAGCCUCUGGUUUCCCAGCGUACACCACUUCCUGUGCCUGGUUGGGGUACAGCGACGAGAAGAUAGAGAGAUUAUGCAAAGAAGCAAUGGCAGAAGGAUUCACAAGGUUUAAGAUGAAGGUUGGCUCAGACCUGGAAGACGACAAAAGACGAGCCAAGAUCUUGAGACAGACGAUGGGACCAGACAACUUGCUGAUGGUGGACGCCAACCAGAAGUGGGAGGUGCCUGAGGCGAUCGACUGGAUGAAGCAGCUGGCGCAGUACAAGAUCACCUGGAUCGAGGAACCCACCUCACCGGACGAUGUUCUGGGACAUGCCGCUAUCUCCAAAGCUCUGCAGCCCCUGGGCAUCGGAGUGGCCACCGGAGAGCAGUGUCAGAACCGGGUCAUGUUCAAACAGUUCCUGGCGUCUGGGGCCAUGCAGUUUUGCCAGAUUGACAGUUGUCGUCUUGGAGGAGUCAGUGAGAAUUUGGCCGUGAUUUUGAUGGCGAAGAAAUUUGGAGUGCCUGUGUGCCCUCAUGGUGGCGGCGUGGGCCUGUGUGAGUACAUCCAACAUCUGUCUGUGUUCGAUUACAUCUCCGUGUCGGGGUCGCUGGACAAUAGGAUGACUGAGUACACAGCCCACCUUCAUGAGCACUUCGUGUCCCCUGCUGAGAUGAAGAAUGGCUGCUACGUGCUGCCUCAGACUCCGGGCUACAGUAUCGAGAUGAAGAGCAGUUCUCUGGCGUCCUACGUGUGGCCCACGGGGCAAGUGUGGCAGAAGCUUAUUCAAGAUGGCGUCUACAAACUCAACUGAGACAGCAACAGCUACACGUGGUUGUGGAUCUGGUCGGAUUUGUGCUACUUAGUUUUGGUUAAUGGACACUAUUCUAGAUUCCAUUUUGCUUAUUUCCCCUUGUCCAACGUCUAUGGAAACUUUUGUGGGUUUCAAAAGCAAAGAUUAUAACUUUUAGAUUCAUAGGUCUGGUCAAAGAUAGUACAUAACAAGAUGGGCCACUCAGCCAAAAAAGUGUCCGCCGGAAGUCCGCUCUUUGCUUCAGAUGGCGCUGCAGUCUGUUUUG
Molecule: messenger RNA, 1692 nt
Organism: Aplysia californica (California sea hare)
Lineage: Eukaryota; Metazoa; Mollusca; Gastropoda; Aplysiida; Aplysiidae
Product: mitochondrial enolase superfamily member 1
Exons: 17
Coding region: 96-1427 (443 amino acids)
Biological process (GO): carbohydrate catabolic process; amino acid catabolic process
Molecular function (GO): L-fuconate dehydratase activity; magnesium ion binding
Source: RefSeq, a predicted model, not a curated record